AGAGGGUUUCACCAUGUUGGCCAGGAUGGUCUUGAUCUCUUGACCUUGUGAUCCGCCUGCCUCAACCUCCCAAAGUGUUGGGAUUACAGGCGUGAGCCACAGGGCCCGGCCUCGUGUGUUCUCUUUUUUCUUAAUUUGGUUAGAGAUUUAUCAGUGUUAUUGAUCAUCUCAAAAAACUAGUUUUUGGUUUCAUCAUUAUCUUCAUAUUUUGUUUUCUAUUCAUUGAUUUCUGUACUUUUGCUUAUUAUUUCCUUUUUCUGCUUACUUUGGCUUUCGUUGCCUUUCUUUCUCUAGUUCUCAUUUGAGACCUUUCUUUUUUUCUUAUAUAAUUUUUAAUGCUAUAAAUUUUGCUUUAAACAUUUCCUUAAUUAUAUUCCACAAUUUUCCUUAUGUUAUGUUUUUAUUAUUAUCCUGGUAAAAAUAUUUCCUAGUGAUAUUUGUGAUUUCUUCUUUGACUCAUUGGUGUUUAGAAGUGAGUUAACUUCUAGAGACAUUUGGGGUCCUUUCUAGAUUACUUGUUGUUGCAGAUUCCUAAUUUAUGACUGUUGUGGUCUGGAAACACUCUGCAAGAUAUUGAUCUUUUGAAAUCUGUUGAGACAAGCACAUGGCCUGUCCUGACGAAUGUUUCACAUACAGUUGGAGAGAGUGUGCGUUCUGAAGUUGUUGCUGAUUAUUUUCUCUAAGUGUCAAUUCAGUUUAGUUCGUAGUGUCAUUUGAAUCUCCUGUAUACCUUUUUCUUUUUGUCUACUUGUUGUAUUACUGAGAACAGCAUGUUAAAAUUUCCAGCUAUUAUUGUAGAUUUUCUAUUUUUCCCUUUGGUUUUACUAGUUUUUGUUCAUAUAUUUUGGCAUUCUGUUAUCAGAUGUGUAUCUGUUUGUAAUUGUUGUCUCUUCCUAUUGUAUUGAGCAGGAACUAUCAUUUUUGUCUUAUAAUAGUCAUUCUAUUGAAGAAUAUUUUGUGUGCUAUUAAUACAGCUACUACAGGCCAUGUGCAGUGUGGCUCGUGCCUGUAAUCCCAGCACUUUGAGAAGCCAAGGCAGGAGGAUUGCUUGAGGCCAGGAGUUUGAGACCAGCCUGGGCAACACAGUGAGACUCCCAUCUCUAAAAAAAAAAAAACAUGUUUAGGACAUCAGCCAAGCAUAAUGACAUAUGCCUGUGGGUCCUACAGAGGAAGCCCAAGCAGGAGGCAGCUGAAGCAGGAGGAUCUACAUAGGAGGCUGAAGUGGAUAGCUUGAAUCUAAGAGUCGGAGGUUACAGUGAACUCUGAUCACACCACUGCACUCCAGACUGAACAACAACAGAACAAGGCCCUGUCUUAAAACACACAUGCAGAGCCAGGCACAGUGGCUCAUGCCUGUAAUCCCAGCACUUUGGGAGGCUGAGGUGGGCAGAUCACAAGGUUAGGAGUUUGAGACCAUCCUGGCUAACACGGUGAAACCCCGUCUCUACUAAAAAUAGAAAAAUUAGCCGGACGUGGUGGCGGGUGCUUGUAAUCCGAGCUACUCAGGAGGCUGAGGCAAGAGAAUGGCGUGAACCCGGGAGGUGGAGCUUGCAGUGAGCUGAGAUCAUGCCAUUGCACUCCAGCUGGGCGACAGAGCAAGACUCUGUCUAAAAAAAAAAACCAAACAGCACAUGCACACUCACACGCACACUCAGCUAUGAUGGCUUUCUUAUGCUAGCUGUUUGCGUGGUAAAUUAUUUUCCAUCCUUAAAUUUUAAUUUCCACCUCUUUCUGUCUCUUGAAGACAACAUAAGGUUGGUUCUUGCUUUCUUAAGUCAGUCUGACCAUUUGUGCCUUUUGCUUGGGAUACUUCAUUUAUGUUUGAUGCAAUUAUUUAAAUGGUUAUAGUUACAUGAUAUUCUCCAUCUGUCUCAUAUGUGUUCUGUUCCUCAGUUUAUUCUUUCUUGCCUUCUUAUUCAUUCAUUAAUGUUAUAUUUUCUUUGGACAUAUUUUUCUUCAUUCAUUGGUGGAAGUAAAUUUCCAUAUCAUUAUUUUAUCCAGUAAGGCCAAGCUCCACUGUGUUCAAAUUUACAUUCCCACCUAGGUCCCUUUCUCAGUUACCUUUUUCAAUCUUUUAACUUUUGUUUUUUUUUUUUUUAAUUUUAUGUUUCUCUAUAGUUUUAUGGUUAUAUCCAUUCUAUCUCCUUCUAUAUAUUCUUAUUUUAUAAGUGGUGGGCAACAAGCAUGCCCACAGACAUGACGCGAAGCAGAAAGCUGACCGUGAGAGUGACGAGAGGAGGCCUAUCCCUGCUGCCUUGCCCUGGAGCUGCUCCUCUGGUAGCUUGAAUCCAUUUCUUUCACAUCCAGUCUUCAUUCCCUCAGCAACCCAACAGGAGCCACUCAAGACCCAUGAGCCAGAUGGACGACCAUCGUUAUUCUGGGGCAGGCAGCAGCUUCCAAGAAGAUGGCCUUGCAAUUCCAGGUCACGACUGCGUGCUGCCUUCGGAGGAACGACUCACCACAAAUCCAGAUUCUGCUGUGCGUGGCCGUCAAAUGUGAGGCCAUCUGGGGACGUGUCACGGGGACUGGGGUGGACAUAAGUCACCUUUCUAGCUACCUGUUGGAUAACCUUUCUAUAUUUGAUGAAAAGUAGUACCUGACUUCCGGACCUGGAGUUUGAAGCUCAGUUUCCAGCUGCCCUGAAACAUGCUUGGGAGACUGACUUGGAAGACAGAACGGCAAGGAAGCGGCGUCUCAGCGUCACUUCCCGCGGGGAGGGGCAGCGUUUGGCGUCCUCUGAGGCUGACUUCUCAGCAGAGGAUCCCUGUGCCUGAGGCCGCGGUGCCCAGAGGUGCCAGGCGGGGCGGGGGAUAUGGUAACUGGGAAACAUAGCCCCGAGCCCAGUUACUGCCCCUCUUAGCUAGGUAGCGAGGAUUCAGUAGUUUGCAGGACUAUGCCUGACACUGUGCCCGGGCGUGGUCUGGGCAGUCUCUUCACAUCAUCCGCUAAGGCAUCUGGGCUUUUUCCUGUCUGUCAGCGGAUGACUCCUUCCUCCGUCGUCCCUCCACGCGUGCGGCCAUCUUUUCAGCAAAGGCAUCUGGGCUUUUUCCCGUCGGUCAGCGGGUGAGUCCUUCCUCCGUCGUCCCUCCACGCGUGCGGCCAUCUUUUCAGCAAAGGCAUCUGGGCUUUUUCCCGUCGGUCAGCGGGUGACUCCUUCCUCCGUCGUCCCUCCACGCGUGCGGCCAUCUUUUCAGCAAAGGCAUCUGGGCUUUUUCCUGUCGGUCAGCGGAUGACUCCUUCCUCCGUCGUCCCUCCACGCGUGCGGCCAUCUUUUCAGCAAAGGCAUCUGGGCUUUUUCCUGUCGGUCAGCGGGUGACUCCUUCCUCCGUCGUCCCUCCACGCGUGCGGCCAUCUUUUCAGCAAAGGCAUCUGGGCUUUUUCCUGUCGGUCAGCGGGUGACUCCUUCCUCCGUCGUCCCUCCACGCGUGCGGCCAUCUUUUCAGCAAAGGCAUCUGGGCUUUUUCCCGUCGGUCAGCGGGUGACUCCUUCCUCCGUCGUCCCUCCAUGCGUGCGGCCAUCUUUUCAGGAAAGGCAUCUGGGCUUUUUCCUGUUGGUCAGCGGGUGACUCCUUCCUUCGUCGUCCCACCAUGCGUGCGGCCAUCUUUUGUUGCGUGCCUACUCUGUCGAUGUCAGGCUGGGGACACACAGGACCGACCGAGCAUGGCUCCUGAGGUGGUUUCCACGGAUGCAUCUCUGCUCUGGCAAACCAUGGCCCCGUCAUUGACAGGCCAGCGCCCGCCAGCCCCUCAAGUCUUGGGUGUACCAGGACAAGUCCCAGGUGGCCUUGGAAUGAACAAGCCCCUCCCUUCUCACGCGUACUUCUCGAGAAUACCUGAAGAAUGUGCCAGGAAUGCAACCACCUGGUCUAGAAAAGGACCGGCCGGACAGCCCUGGCUCUGCUCCUGUGCCUCCUAGGGCAGGAUGUCCCGCACACUGUAGCCCUGGGAGUCACCCCUGGCUGUGGAACCCAGAGCAGAGUGCACCUUUGGGAUCCCUCAGCUGUGGUGUGAAGUGGGACACACAUAGACAAGGCUCCAUUCGUUCUGGGCAGCUUUCCCAAGCCUCGGGGACCCGCUCACCAUGGAUCCUAAGCUUCUGCUGUUCCCUGCUGCCUGCCUUAGAGACGGGGUUUCACUGUGUUAACCAGGAUGGUCUCAAUCUCCGAACCUCAUGAUCCGCCCGCCUCGGCCUCCCAAAGCGCUUGGAUUACAGGCAUGAGCCACCGCACCCAGCCCAGAGAGUUGCCAUUCUAACAUUCAUACCCAUGGCAGCAGGAUUCUCUCCCUACGCUGGUGUGACCCACAUGCAGGGCACGCACACAUGUGAGGGGCGCCCGCUGCGAGGAGGUGGUGCCUGCGCCCCCUCCAGGCUGCACCUCAACCUGUCCCACCCUAAAGUGAGACGGACUGGAUCCCCCACCGGCCAGGGCUGCUUCGCAUCACACCGGUUCCCCCUGCUCUCUGUGCCAUCGUCCUCUCCAUGUGGCUUCCCAAACCACGGACACCUGGCAUCUCCAUCAGCCUUGGCCCUGGGUACAGUGAGUGUUUUCCAUGCAUUUGUGGGAUUUUUAAAAUAAACUUCUGUUGCCCUCGUUAGAUUAUAGGCCUUGUGAGAACAGGGACCAAGUCUUUUAUGGAUGAGGGGCGGGUGUCCGGAGUUUCAACAUGGCACUUCCAGGGCUACAAGGAGGUAAAUGGAUGAAGAGCUCCUGUUGAGUGGAGACAGAGGAGCCCUGAGGCCUCUUUAUGAAAAAGCAAAAAUAAGCACCAUGGAGCAGGUGGUCGUGCCACUGGUGGGAGUGGGAUCAUCCUGCUAGGCACCAACCACCCCCAACCAACAGAGGAACACAGGCUCUGCCUCCUGCUCCGCAUCUCCUCAUUACACACAGAAAUGUCCUCGGCUCGAGGACAAAAGCCCAUCUGUAUUCAGAUCUGAGCAGGAGUGGGUGCCGCCCUCACAUCUGGAGGGAGCCUGAGACUACCCGACAGGAGCCACAGGUACCACACGGUGAAGACCCCCUUCCAGACACACCCCUGCCCAGCUCCUGUGGACCCUCCCCCAACCUUUGCCAGGGGGGACCGUGGUCCUCUGUGGCGUGUCGUCUGCACCCGUCUUCAUCGGGGGCACUAGCACCUGCCACACACUCAACAGCAUCACUUCCCACUGGAAAAACAACGCCACAAGAUUCUUCUUGGCGAGAACAAACCAGAAAAUGGGACCUGAAGAAGCCGAGAGCCUCGCCUGUGGUCAGACAGCAGCUGAGCAUGGGCAGAGGACAGAGCCCAGGCCGAGGGCCGCGGCCGCCCCCACCCACAAAGACCCCUGUCCUGUCCUGGGUGGAAUUCCCACACCAGCUCAGGAGGAGCCCCACCUCCUCACCCUUCCUUGUCCUCAUUCCAGGGAAAUGGUCUGGAAGAGCACCAGCUCCCCACGGAGCUGACUGUUUCUCUGCUUGCCAAUUUCAUGAGAUUUCUGAUUCUGAGCUCGAAUCUUCUCUCCACUUUCACCUCUUGCCAUUCCUCAUGACCGGUCCAUUUCAACGUCAGGGCCAAUUGUUCCUUGUACAAUUGCAUCUUUUCCACAGUUUAGUACAAGAAACUAGGAUUCUCUUCAUGUAAAAGCUAUUUGAUGACAAACACCUUGUUCUAAGUGACUGCCAGGAAGUGCUUGCUAAUUUUAAAUUCUACAUUAUGAUGAGGCAAAGUUAGUAGGAGCCAAGGGACAGAGCACUCCCAUAUCUCCUCAGACACUCGCCAGGUGCAUCUGUGGAGAAGCCGCCCAGUGAAUCCUUGCAUCUCACAGGUGCUUCUCACAGGGUUCCCCAGAGGCUGUGGACUCCUUGCCGCCCUGAACCUACUCACCUACAAUCACGACGGGCUCCUGGGGCAGGACAAAGCCACAGGUGAGGAACGCUGUGCUGCGGGCGGAAGCUGCUGUCACAGUCGUGUUAGGGUGAGUGGGCUAUGGCUGCAGACUGUGGGCUCCUCCCAGCCAACCCUCACUCCCGCUAGCGCCCCAAAUCCUCAGUCCAGCACCCCUUCCCCGUCCCACCCACUCUCCACACUGAGCCCUCCCAGCCAACCCUCACUCCCGCUAGCACCACAAAUCCUCAGCCCAGCACCCCUUCCCUGUCCCACCUGCUCUCCACACUGAGCCCAGCCACUCCACGCUCCCUUGGGCAGGUGGCAAGGCAGAGCCUGAGGUCAGCUGCCACCCCCAGCCCCACCCCAAGGCCCUCAUGCCCCCAGCAAGGCCUCUCCAGCUCUGCGGUCCCACUCAAGAUGCGCUUAGCUCAUUUCACACGCAGGAAAAAGGGGAAGCCUCUCAGCAGAUCCUUGAAAGGAAGUGACUUUGUGACUAAGUGGAGGCAGGAACAUCAUGGCACAAGGGCACACGUCGCACGCCCAGCUGGGCCCACUGUGGACGGCGCAGAUGCUGCCCUCAGAGCAGCCUCCGAGACAGGCAGCUGCAGCGGUGCAGCCCAGGGCCCUCGCAGAAGCUUCCCUGGGGCCUGGCCUCGUGCUGAGAGAACUCUGCGCUCCUGAGGGCACCUGGCUGUCAUGCACACGUGCUCACACAUGAACACACACACCUACACGUGCGCACACUCACACCGUGCACACACGUAUGUGCACACUCAUGCACGCGUGCACACACGUCUACCAGCUGAGUGCAGUAAAAGAACCACAUGAAAACCUUGCAUCCUGGUUAAAAGUAUGGUGACAACAUGGACAGACAAACUGGAAAAGAUGGGAAGAAACCUUAAGCCCAGGAUCUGGCAGCACAAAGGUGCCUGGAAAGCGACAAUCAGCGUUUUUAUAUUCAGGGAAAUCAGGAACACUGCCACCCGCCCGCCAGGCUGGUGCCCAUGCCAGACCCAGCCAAGGUGCUUCUGGCCACAUCACCCCUGCUGGCCUGCAGGGAGCUGGCCCAGGAGCCGAGAUGCCUAUGGGAGCAGGCAGGGCUUGCUGAGGUGACAGCGGAGAGGAGAGGUCGGGCUUUGUUGCCAGGCAGCCCCCAACAUUCAGGUCCUCUUUCCACCGAAAGCCAUGUGGCCUCAGAGCGGCGUCACCCCGAAGCUUGUCCCAGCCGGGGCCUGACAGCAGGGUUUCCUGGGAGUCCAUGCGUGCCUGGAGCAGCAGCGUCUCCAGGGACAGGCAGCCACCAUGAGCCUCAGUGAGGAGCAGGCCCGGAGCUUUCUGGACCAGAACCCCGAUUUUGCCCACCAGUACUUUGGGAAGAAACUGAGCCCUGAGAAUGUGGCCGCGGCCUGCGAGGACGAGUGCCCGCCGGACUGCGACAGCCUCCGGGAGCUCUGCCAGGUGGAGGAGAGCACGGCGCUGCUGGAGCUGGUGCAGGAUAUGCAGGAGAGCAUCAACAUGGAGCACGUGGUCUUCAAGGUCCUGCGGCGCCUCUGCACCCUCCUGCAGGCCGACCGCUGCAGCCUCUUCAUGUACCGCCAGCGCAACGGCGUGGCCGAGCUGGCCACCAGGCUUUUCAGCGUGCAGCCGGACAGCGUCCUGGAGGACUGCCUGGUGCCCCCCGACUCCGAGAUCGUCUUCCCACUGGACAUCGGGGUCGUGGGCCACGUGGCUCAGACCAAAAAGAUGGUGAACGUCGAGGACGUGGCCGAGUGCCCUCACUUCAGCUCAUUUGCUGACGAGCUCACUGACUACAAGACAAAGAAUAUGCUGGCCACACCCAUCAUGAAUGGCAAAGACGUCGUGGCGGUGAUCAUGGCAGUGAACAAGCUCAACGGCCCAUUCUUCACCAGCGAAGACGAAGAUGUGUUCUUGAAGUACCUGAAUUUUGCCACGUUGUACCUGAAGAUCUAUCACCUGAGCUACCUCCACAACUGCGAGACGCGCCGCGGCCAGGUGCUGCUGUGGUCGGCCAACAAGGUGUUUGAGGAGCUGACGGACAUUGAGAGGCAGUUCCACAAGGCCUUCUACACGGUGCGGGCCUACCUCAACUGUGAGCGGUACUCCGUGGGCCUCCUGGACAUGACCAAGGAGAAGGAAUUUUUUGACGUGUGGCCUGUGCUGAUGGGAGAGUCCCAGCCGUACUUGGGCCCACGCACGCCUGAUGGCCGGGAAAUUGUCUUCUACAAAGUCAUCGAUUACAUCCUCCACGGCAAGGAGGAGAUCAAGGUCAUUCCCACACCCCCAGCCGAUCACUGGGCCCUGGCCAGCGGCCUUCCAAGCUACGUGGCAGAAAGCGGCUUUAUUUGUAACAUCAUGAAUGCUUCCGCUGACGAAAUGUUCAAAUUUCAGGAAGGGGCCCUGGACGACUCCGGGUGGCUCAUCAAGAAUGUGCUGUCCAUGCCCAUCGUCAACAAGAAGGAGGAGAUUGUGGGAGUCGCCACAUUUUACAACAGGAAAGACGGGAAGCCCUUUGACGAACAGGACGAGGUUCUCAUGGAGUCCCUGACACAGUUCCUGGGCUGGUCAGUGAUGAACACCGACACCUACGACAAGAUGAACAAGCUGGAGAACCGCAAGGACAUCGCACAGGACAUGGUCCUUUACCACGUGAAGUGCGACAGGGACGAGAUCCAGCUCAUCCUGCCAACCAGAGCGCGCCUGGGGAAGGAGCCUGCUGACUGCGAUGAGGACGAGCUGGGCGAAAUCCUGAAGGAGGAGCUGCCAGGGCCCACCACAUUUGACAUCUACGAAUUCCACUUCUCUGACCUGGAGUGCACCGAACUGGACCUGGUCAAAUGUGGCAUCCAGAUGUACUACGAGCUGGGCGUGGUCCGAAAGUUCCAGAUCCCCCAGGAGGUCCUGGUGCGGUUCCUGUUCUCCAUCAGCAAAGGGUACCGGAGAAUCACCUACCACAACUGGCGCCACGGCUUCAACGUGGCCCAGACGAUGUUCACGCUGCUCAUGACCGGCAAACUGAAGAGCUACUACACGGACCUGGAGGCCUUCGCCAUGGUGACAGCCGGCCUGUGCCAUGACAUCGACCACCGUGGCACCAACAACCUGUACCAGAUGAAGUCCCAGAACCCCUUGGCUAAGCUCCACGGCUCCUCGAUUUUGGAGCGGCACCACCUGGAGUUUGGGAAGUUCCUGCUCUCGGAGGAGACCCUGAACAUCUACCAGAACCUGAACCGGCGGCAGCACGAGCACGUGAUCCACCUGAUGGACAUCGCCAUCAUCGCCACGGACCUGGCCCUGUACUUCAAGUGCGCGCCUUCCGGGAGGGGGCGCCUCGCGGGGCGGGCGGGUAGCCUGGGACCCCAGGCAGACACGGGGGCGCAGCGGCGGCACAGCCCGGGGGACGCAGCCCCGGAUUCCGUCCCUGCCCGCCGGCCCCGCACACCCCGGAUGGGGCCUCGCUCGGGCUCCGCGCCUCCCUGCAGACGGGCGCUUGGGGCGGGGUCUCCACACUUGCUCCCACCUGCACCUCCCUUGUUCCCUGGGUUCAGGAAGAGAGCGAUGUUUCAGAAGAUCGUGGAUGAAUCCAAGAACUAUGAGGACAAGAAGAGCUGGGUGGAGUACCUGUCCCUGGAGACGACCCGGAAGGAGAUCGUCAUGGCCAUGAUGAUGACAGCCUGCGACCUGUCUGCCAUCACCAAGCCCUGGGAAGUCCAGAGCAAGGUCGCACUUCUCGUGGCUGCUGAGUUCUGGGAGCAAGGUGACUUGGAAAGGACAGUCUUGGAUCAGCAGCCCAUUCCUAUGAUGGACCGGAACAAGGCGGCCGAGCUCCCCAAGCUGCAAGUGGGCUUCAUCGACUUCGUGUGCACAUUCGUGUACAAGGAGUUCUCUCGUUUCCAUGAAGAGAUCCUGCCCAUGUUCGACCGACUGCAGAACAAUAGGAAAGAGUGGAAGGCGCUGGCUGAUGAGUAUGAGGCCAAAGUGAAGGCUCUGGAGGAGAAGAAGGAGGAGGAGAGGGUGGCAGCCAAGAAAGUAGGCACAGAAAUUUGCAAUGGCGGCCCAGCACCCAAGUCUUCAACCUGCUGUAUCCUGUGAGCACCGGUCCCGUGGGGACCCUAUGGCUCCCUCAAUCUUCACCCACUAGGAUUUGGGUUCUGCCUGUGGCUAUUUGCUACAAGAGGUUAGGAAGCCCAAGAAAAUGACUGAAGAUCAUUCUGGAUAUUUUAAUUUUUUUAAUUUUUUUUUUUUUUUUUUUGAGAUGGAGUCUUGCUCUGUCACCCAGGCUGGAAUGCUGUGGCACGAUCUCAGCUCACUGCAACCUCCACCUCCCAGGUUCAAGCGAUUCUCGUGCCUCAGCCUCCUGAGUAGCUGGGACUACAGGCGCCCACCACCACACAUGGCUAAUUUUUGUAUUUUCAGUACAGAUGGGGUUUCACCAUAUUGGGCAGGCUGGUCUCGAACUCCUGACCUCAGGUGAUCACCCCGCCUCAGCUUCCUGAAGUGCUGGGAUUACAGGCAUGAGCCACCACGCCCAGCCUGUUUUUAUAAACUGAAGCCAACUGUGAAUAAACUGUAGCCUACAUUACUCAUCCAUUUUUGGAUAGUUACCACGGGGAGACCUUUGAAAAGGGUCCAUGAACUCUGAAAUCACUGAGAACAUUUGCAGCCACACAUGUACAUAUGUGUAGACAGAUGGACACAGGCCGUUUCUCAUCCGGUUUAGGAAAACACACAUGCUCAGGAAUUCAGAAUAAAAUAAACAGAAAACUACUUGCCCAUUA
Molecule: messenger RNA, 10660 nt
Organism: Pan troglodytes (chimpanzee)
Lineage: Eukaryota; Metazoa; Chordata; Mammalia; Primates; Hominidae
Gene: PDE6B
Product: phosphodiesterase 6B
Exons: 27
Coding region: 7167-9974 (935 amino acids)
Biological process (GO): signal transduction
Molecular function (GO): 3',5'-cyclic-nucleotide phosphodiesterase activity; protein binding
Source: RefSeq, a predicted model, not a curated record